AUGGCAAACUUACUCAUGGAUCAACACGGCGGCUUAACAGCGAGCAUGGUGGCAACUUGUUCUCUGUGGGCAACCAACACGGUGAAAUGGGUGACACAUCUAAUUGUUGAUUUAUUAUUACAUGGCGAACGCCAUCUUGUUGGACCUACGACGAUGCGGUCAAAUAUCGCGCUCUUUUCGUUUAAGAGUGCGCUGUCUUCAACGCGGCCCAUCGACAAUUCAUUGGUAGCAAGACAAGGUCAUGAAUGCUGUCGAGCUGUUCGAGGUCCUCUCAUGGCAGCAUUCUACGCUACUUCGGCCGGGGCGGAUCGACGAUCAACGCGGACCGCUACAAAUCCAGCGGUUUGGGGCCAGGAUUGUCACCAACUGUCCGUCGAGUUUGUGCCCGGCGUUUUGAAGCGUCGUGCGAUAAGUGACUGUGUCAACGACUUGUUGAAUCGCCAGGUCGUGAAGAACGAGUGCUUGGGGCCUGUGACCACGUGCGGCCAACUUCAAAAAUGA
Molecule: messenger RNA, 501 nt
Organism: Plasmopara halstedii
Lineage: Eukaryota; Oomycota; Peronosporomycetes; Peronosporales; Peronosporaceae
Exons: 4
Coding region: 1-501 (166 amino acids)
Source: RefSeq, a predicted model, not a curated record